CGUGAGUGCAUGAAUAGUGUUUUGUUCCUUUAGCAGCCAACCUAUGGAACGAAGUCGCCCAUAACCAAAAAUAACAUGGCGUUUAAUUUUUCUGCUUUCUCAUACAUAAUUGCAUUAAUUGUAGAUGCAUUUUUGAUAUUCUUUGCUAUCUUUCACGUUAUAGCAUUUGAUGAACUGAAGACAGAUUAUAAAAACCCAAUUGAUCAGUGCAACAGUUUAAAUCCUUUAGUCAUACCAGAGUACCUGCUGCAUCUGUUCUUCAAUGUAUUGUUCCUAGCAUCAGGGGAAUGGGUUUCAUUAUGUCUAAACAUACCCCUUAUUGCUUAUCACAUCAACAGAUACCGAACUCGCCCUGUAAUGACCGGUCCAGGACUGUAUGAUCCAACAAGUAUAAUGAAUGCUGAUGUUCUCACAAAAUGUCAACGAGAAGGAUGGAUUAAACUAGCUUUCUAUCUGUUGUCAUUCUUCUAUUAUUUAUAUGGGAUGAUCUACUCCCUGAUUUCAACGUAAAUAAUGACCAGCCCACUGCUCAUCAUCUGAGUCCAAGAUUAUCAUUAAGCAUUGCCUCGAACCCACACACACAUAAUAUUUCGUAAAUAUCACUUUUUAGUUUUGAUAUCAUCCAUUUCAUCUCCAACGAAUGACUGUUGUAAAUGCUAUGUUGACUGAAAAUGUCACAGGCUUUCAAAAUAAUUGCCACAUAAAGAUUUUAUUGUAUGUAAUUAUAAAUAAGUGUAUGGAGACUACUUAUAAAACAUUGCCAGAUGAACAAUGAAUGUAACGCAGGGAUCCGAAGUGCCCGUCAUUUCAUGCUACCUUUGAUGCCCUUCUUAGCAUUCCAGCAUGCUGUUAUUUUCCACUUCUUAUUUUGUGAUCUCAGUUCAACUUCUGAAUUCCAGCAUCUCUUCUUCAUAUUAUUUUGCUUCACUAGAACAUUUCAGUUUCUUCCAUGUGUCAGUCACCACACAUUCAUCAAUCUGUCCUACAUUUUAUGUAUUAUUCCCUUUUACAUUAAUAUUUCACUGUAAAUCCAUCAUUUUGCCUGUACGUGUAUUGUGCAGACGUAGAACUAAAAUUCUAAUUUUCAAGAAACAUGCUUCUUUAAGAAUAAAUCUAUUCAGUUCAUUAUGUAUCCGUCAAAGUUUGAAAUAUUCUCUGCUUAAUCACGUGGCCUCAGUGCACAUGUAAUGAAACACGUGUAUACUGAGUCACUUCAUUAAUUCAGCUGAAUGUUGCAGUAUAGUGGAUAUCACUUCUGCUUUGUAUUCAUUCAGUCUCCUCAAACCUAUUACUGACUUGGAUGUUUCAUAACUUUUCUGAAGUCAUUCAAGGCAUCUACAAAGUGGAAGGUUUGCAUUACAUGUACACAAAUUAAAUUAAGGUCUUGAACAAUUUUUUUGAAUGACUUUUCUUUGCAUAGACUGAAAAUCAUGUGUGAAACUCCUAA
Messenger RNA from Zootermopsis nevadensis, 1447 nucleotides. It is a transcript of the gene cni, whose product is annotated as protein cornichon. Gene Ontology annotation, biological process: vesicle-mediated transport. NCBI's taxonomy places the organism in Eukaryota, Metazoa, Arthropoda, Insecta, Blattodea, Termopsidae. The record is from RefSeq and is a predicted model, not a curated record.